CAGGCUCCCAAGUCGCUUGGAUUACAGGCAUGCACCAUCAAGCCCAGCUUCUCCAAUAUUUUUUAAAGGAACCAGAUUUAGAGAAUAGUGGAGAGGAAGGAUCCCAUGAUUUCUAAUAUUAGAUAAAUUCCUGUUAGGUUUUUGUCUCCUCUACUCACUUAUGUCCUCUCCCUGCCCUUAGCUCUAUGAAUCCUAGCUCUGGCUCAAAUUAAUACUCCUGGAUUUAUAUAGUAGAGUCUAAUAUAGAUUUUUAUUUGCUUGGCAAAUAGGAACCAUAAGUCAGGUCAGAGAGUGCAGAACUUCUAAGUCCAAGUGACCAUGACCUGAGUGUGAAAGGACUUUGUGCUGCAGAUGCUACAGAGCAUCAUUUGUCCUGCAUUUACAUUAAUAAAGGUAGUGUCUCUAGCUUUCUCUGGGACGGUCGCGCAGGCAGCGGCUACAAGAAGCUAGACACCAAGCAUCAUGUAUUACAAAUUUAGUGGAUUCACACAGAAAUUAACUGGAGCAUGGGCUCCGGAAGGCUAUAGCCCACAAGGAUUAAGGCCAGUGGUUUCCACAGAAGCACCACCUAUCAUAUUUGCCACACCGACUAAACUGACCUCUAGUCCCACUGGUUAUGAUUAUGCGAAGAACAAGGUUCCAGAGCUACAGAAGUUUUUCCAGAAAUCUGAUGGUGUGCCCAUCCACCUGAAACUAGGCCUUCCUGACCAAAUGCUGUACCGGACCACCAUGGGCCUGACUGUGGGAGGGACCAUCUACUGCCUGAUUGCCCUCUAUAUGGCUUCACAGCCCAAAAAACAAAGAAGUUAGGCUACAGAUGAUUGUUUUUUUGUUUUGGGGGGUUUUUGUUUUGUUUUGUUUUGUUUUGGCAUAAACCCUUUGAAAUUUCAUUGUUUCUCCCCCACACACACACACUUCUGACUUGAAUGAUUUAUUUAAUAUUUUUUAAAAA
This is a messenger RNA of Marmota flaviventris (yellow-bellied marmot), 952 nucleotides long. Lineage: Eukaryota; Metazoa; Chordata; Mammalia; Rodentia; Sciuridae. The record is from RefSeq and is a predicted model, not a curated record.